Thermothielavioides terrestris NRRL 8126 is the source of this 2013-nucleotide messenger RNA. RefSeq lists its product as uncharacterized. The coding region runs from base 194 to 1903 and encodes 569 amino acids. Gene Ontology annotation, cellular component: nucleus. The record is from RefSeq and is a predicted model, not a curated record. Gene Ontology annotation, molecular function: RNA binding; pseudouridine synthase activity. Lineage: Eukaryota; Fungi; Ascomycota; Sordariomycetes; Sordariales; Chaetomiaceae. The transcript has 3 exons. Gene Ontology annotation, biological process: mRNA pseudouridine synthesis; tRNA pseudouridine synthesis.
CGUGUGCACGCGGAAGCCAGUCACCGCAAACGGCUUUUCGCGGCCGAAAUUUCGUUUGCGCGCUCCAACAACUGCGAUGAGGUCCAUCGGCCGACUGACAGCAUGGCAGCCGACGACGCUCCUGACCCUGCGCCAAGCGCCUCGCCCGCGGACCCUGCCGCCGCGCCUGCCGAGCAACCCGCCAGCACGCACAAUGGCCACCGAGGCCACCGGGACCACAAGCGCAAACACGCCGGCUUCGGCAGCGCAAACCCGCAGAGGCGAGGUCGCCGACAAGCGCGAGCAGGUCCAGAACAACCGCAAUGCCAAGCGGCGCCGCGUGAUUGACGAGAAGACCGACGGCACUAGCUACAUGAGCAUCACCUUCACGCCCGAGGAGAUCGCCGCCGAGGAGCGCCGCCCGAAGCGCAAGGUCGCCGUGCUGAUCGGCUACGCCGGCACGGGCUACCACGGCAUCCAGAUCAACCACAAGGAGAAGACUAUCGAGGGCGACAUCUUCGCCGCCUUCGUCGCCGCCGGCGCCAUCUCCAAGGCGAACGCCGACGACCCCAAGAAGUCCAGCCUGGUGCGCUGCGCCCGCACCGACAAGGGCGUCCACGCCGCCGGCAACGUGCUGUCGCUCAAGCUGAUCGUCGAGGACGAGGACGUGGUCGACCGCAUCAACCAGCACCUGCCCGAGCAGAUCAGGGUAUGGGGCAUCCAGCGCACCAACAACGGCUUCAGCUGCUACCAGGCCUGCGACUCCCGCUGGUACGAGUACCUGAUGCCGAGCUACGCCCUGCUGCCGCCCCAGCCCCACAGCUUCCUGGGCAAGAAGCUCGCCGAGUCCGCCCGCGAGAAGGGCGUGGCCGCCGAGUACACCAGCCGGCUGGACGACGUCGCGGGCUUCUGGGAGGAGGUGGAGAAGAGGGACAUCCGGCCGAUCCUCGAGAAGCUGGACCCCGAGGUCAGGGCGGAGGUCCUGCGCAAGCUGCACGACACGGCGGAUCAGGAGCUCACCGACGAGGAGGGCAUGCCGAUGCGGCCCGAUGCCGAGGUCGCGGCGCCGACGACAGCGCCGAGCGAGGACACCGCGCCGCAGUCGACCGCCGAAAACGCGGCGUCGCCGGCUCCGCCCGAGGGGGCAAGCGCAAGCGCAAGCGCACCACAGCCGAAGGCCGAGCGGGAACUGACCCCGCUGGAGCUGGCCCUCCGCGAGGUCAAGGCGGCCUACGUGGCGGCCAAGCGGCGGUACCGCGUGACGCCGCCGCGCAUCGAGAGGCUGCAGCAGGCGCUCGACCUCUACGUGGGCACGCGCAACUACCACAACUACACGGUCCUCAAGUCGUACGGCGACGCGUCGGCGAAGCGGCACAUCAAGUCGUUCCGGGUCAACCCGGCGCCGAUCGUGAUCGGCGACACCGAGUGGCUGUCGCUCAAGGUGCACGGGCAGUCCUUCAUGAUGCACCAGAUCCGCAAGAUGGUCGCCAUGGCCGUCAUGGUGGUGCGCUGCGGCGCCCCGCUCGACACCAUCCUGCAGAGCUACGGCCCGCGCCGCAUCAGCAUCCCCAAGGCCCCCGGCCUCGGCCUGAUGCUCGAGCGGCCCAUGUUCACCGAGUACAACAAGCGGGCCGCGCGGCUGGGCCGCGAGCCCAUCGACUUCGCCAAGUACGAGGACAAGAUCGCCGAGUUCAAGGACAAGCACAUCUACCGCCGCAUGUUUGAGCUGGAGGAGAAGGAGAAUUCAUUCCACCUGUUCUUCAACCAGGUCGACAACUUCCGCACCGACUACUUCCUCUGGGUCACGGCCGGCGGCCUGGAGGCGUCGCACGAGCGCUCCGACAGGUUCAUAGAGAAGGUGCCGCGGGCGCUGCAGGCGGAGCUAGGCGACGACGCCGACGGCGUGGAGGAGGUGGGCACGUAGGGAGGCACAGCGUAGAUUUGUCACGAGGUAGAUUAUUGCUGGCGGCGGUAUGCUGCUCGCCCAGGCUUCGCAGCGAAUUGAAGGGUUGCAACCGCAAACAGCCGGCUGCG